Molecule: messenger RNA, 1384 nt
Organism: Suillus fuscotomentosus
Lineage: Eukaryota; Fungi; Basidiomycota; Agaricomycetes; Boletales; Suillaceae
Exons: 5
Coding region: 97-1332 (411 amino acids)
Cellular component (GO): intracellular anatomical structure
Molecular function (GO): FMN binding; NADP binding; NADPH dehydrogenase activity
Source: RefSeq, a predicted model, not a curated record
GCGACAUCCUGAGAGUCUGAGACAACUAGCUGAAUCCCAGUUUGGUAUAUAUAGAAUGGAAGACACGGAAAGUGCUUCCUUACACACUCCCUCAAUAUGCAGCCUCCAGCAAACAAGCCUGCACCCGCCAUCCCAUACUUUACCCCUGCGCAGGUCCCUGCUGCAGGCACAGCAUUUGACCCGCAGCCCGAUGGAAAUCCUAUACCAAAAUUGUUCCAGCCUAUCAAGAUCAGAGGGACGACAUUCCACAACCGCAUCUUCCUAUCUCCACUGUGUCAAUAUUCUGCAGACGAUGGUCAUCUCACGUCCUGGCAUAUGGCGCACCUGGGUGGCAUCUUCACCCGAGGUCCUGGUCUUACUAUAAUCGAAGCCACAGCGGUCGUCCCAGAGGGUCGCAUCACCCCCGACGACUCAGGACUCUGGAAGGAUAGCCAAAUCGAGCCCCUUCGCAAGAUAGUCGAGUUUGCCCAUUCCCAAAACCAAAAGGUUGGCAUUCAGCUUGCCCACGCCGGCAGGAAAGCAUCCACCGUUGUGCCGUGGUUGCAUCCGGGUAUGGCAGCGACUGAGAGCAUAGGCGGAUGGCCAGACGAUGUAUGGGGGCCCUCCACGGUUCCUUACAACGACACCUUCCCAGUGCCUAAGGAGCUAUCCCAGGCGCAGAUCAAGGCACUCGUCGUCGCAUUUGUAGAAGCUGCAAAGAGAGCAUUGAAAGCUGGCAUUGAUGUCAUUGAAAUUCACAACGCACACGGCUAUUUGUUGUGCGCUUUCUUGAGCCCCACCAGCAAUACGCGCACAGACGAAUACGGCGGAAGCUUCGAGAACCGCAUUCGUUUGACUCUCGAGAUCGUGGAUGCUGUCCGUGGCGUAAUUCCCGAAGACAUGCCUCUCUUCCUGAGGAUUUCUGCGACUGAAGGGCUUGAAGAAGCGCUUCCGAACGUACCAUCUUGGCGUCUCGAAGAUACUGUCAAACUUGCCGGUAUUCUUGCCGAGCAUAACGUUGACUUCCUCGAUGUCUCCAGCGGUGGUAACCACUCAAAAGCCAUCAUAAAAGGCGGCCCGGCGUACCAAGCACCUUCCGCACAUGCAGUCAAACAAGCUGUGGGGGAUAAGCUUGUCGUCGGGGUUGUCGGGUCGAUUACCGAUGGCAAGAUCGCCCAAGGAGUACUUGAUAAAGGUCAAGCCGAUGUCGUCCUGGUUGGACGACAAUUCCAAAAGAACCCGGCGACUGUUUGGGCAUUUGCGUCGGACGUUGGCGUCGCGAUCAAGAUUGCGAACCAGAUUGAAUGGGGCUUCGGAGGUCGAGGCGGAGGUCGGAAGAAGAUCGACUGGUGAUUGCUAUGUAUGUGAUAAACCUUUCGCUUUCGAGUUUGGGUCACCGGAUAUG